Molecule: messenger RNA, 951 nt
Organism: Aspergillus puulaauensis
Lineage: Eukaryota; Fungi; Ascomycota; Eurotiomycetes; Eurotiales; Aspergillaceae
Exons: 1
Coding region: 1-951 (316 amino acids)
Source: RefSeq, a predicted model, not a curated record
AUGAUACAUGUCAAAUAUCAUCUCAACGUCUUUCCUUCACCUCACCGACUCAGUAGGGAUGCCCCCCCAAUGUUGUCCGAUAGCGUGAGCGUCACCCUCACCCAACCGCAGGAGUAUGCCUUCACAGCCUUCUCCGCCAUUACGCUCUACAACUCCAUCGAGCUGAUCAUCCUCUGCCUGGCCACUUUCAAGCGCUACCACGGCGUCUACUUCUGGAGCCUGUUCAUCACAUCAUGCAGCCUCAUCGUGAACACCCUUGGCUUCAUCCUGCUCUUCUUUGUCAACGUCACCCCAUACGUCUCCGUCACAAUCGUGCUCAUCGGGUGGUACUGCAUGAUAACAGGGCACUCGAUCGUGCUCUGGUCGCGCCUGCACCUCGUCCUCCAUCAGCCUCGCAUCCUGCGCGCAAUCCUCUACCUGAUCAUAGUCAAUGCAGUUGUCCUGCAAAUACCCACCACCGUCCUCCUGUACGGCGCCGUCUCACCCUCUGUCGGGGAGACCUUCACAAAAGGGUACAACAUCAUCGAGCGCAUCCAGCUCGUGGUCUUUUGUCUGCAGGAAUCGCUCCUCUCGAGCAUCUAUAUCUGGGAAACGGCCAAGCUGCUGUAUUUGCGCCCGCAGCGCGCCCACCGCAUUAUUCUGGUCCAGCUGCUGGCUAUCAAUAUUGUCAUUCUGGCGCUGGAUAUCGUGGUCGUUGUCUUCCAGUACGCGGGACUGUUUGCGCUGCAGGUUGUCUUUAAGCCGGUUGCGUAUAGUAUCAAGUUGAGGCUGGAGUAUGCGAUUCUGGGAAGGCUGGUGGUGUUUGCGACGGGCGCGCAGGGGUCCUCGUCCAGCGGCAGAUCGCAGAACGAAAGUGGUCCAUCGUGGCCGGGGAUGGUGGGUGUGAGUGAUGAAUCGUGGAGAAGCGGAGGCAGUUCGAAAAGCAAUCCCUGUAGAUGUGGCAAUUCAUAG